Molecule: messenger RNA, 705 nt
Organism: Salvia miltiorrhiza (redroot sage)
Lineage: Eukaryota; Viridiplantae; Streptophyta; Magnoliopsida; Lamiales; Lamiaceae
Product: extensin-like
Exons: 2
Coding region: 1-705 (234 amino acids)
Source: RefSeq, a predicted model, not a curated record
AUGGCUGGAGUCGAAGUCACGGUGGAUGAUCCCCCAACUUUAUCGCCUCAUCCUUCACCAUUCUCGACCACUCACAACGCUUCUUCGAUUUUCUCUCCGUUGGCACUCUCCGCCACCACCGUUGCCCCAACUUCACAACCUGUCUCAUUUUUAUCUCCUCAUGUACCACCGACCACUCCUGCACCGCCCAGCCCAACACAUCUACCCUUUACCUAUGUUCCUCCCCAUCUGCCGUCCAAAGCUAUCCCACUUCACUCUUUUUUGCACCCGCACACUCCGACGCCACCCACACGGAUAGAUCCCACCUUUUCACCCUGCAUAUCCCCUCCCCUGUUUACCGGACUCAAAUCACCACCUCUGUUACCACUGAUAGUUCCUCAAUCAUCACCGUCGCUACCGCCAAUACCACCUCCACCCGCCGAGCUACCCCCAGAUGUACCGCCUUCAUGUGCAAUACCACCAACAGCGCCAAUAACUCCUCUGGUGAGUCCUCUGCCAAUUCUUGGCAGCCGAUUUUGGUUGCUCGCCGGCUCUAAGGGCAAGAUUCUAGCCGUUGCUUUUGGAUCCAUAUCUGCUGCUAUUGCGGAUGUUCUAACUGUGGGCGUCGUCUCUAGCUUUUACCCUCUCAUGGGUGUUUUCGUCAGUCAAGAAGUUCAGCUAUGCGGUUUUCAGCUGGGACUUUUGUCGAGCACUUGGUGGGCAUAG